AUGCCUGGGCUGCCGGCCUCGGUCGACCUAGAUGAAUGCAUCUCCCGGCUAUACAAGAAGGAACUCCUCGCCGAGUCCGUCAUUGAGGCAAUAUGCGCCAAGACGAAAGAACUGCUCAUGAGGGAGAGCAACGUCGUACACGUGCGGGCCCCGGUGACCGUGGUUGGUGACAUUCACGGACAGUUUUACGACCUGAUCGAGAUCUUCAAGAUCGGCGGCUGGUGUCCAGAUACGAACUACCUCUUCCUCGGCGACUACGUCGACCGCGGCAUGUUUAGCGUAGAGACGAUAUCACUCCUCGUAUGCCUCAAGCUGCGCUAUCCGAACCGAGUACACCUGAUCCGGGGCAACCACGAGUCGCGGGGCGUGACACAAUCGUACGGCUUCUACACAGAGUGUUCGCGCAAGUACGGAAAUGCCAACGUAUGGCACUAUUUCACGGACAUGUUCGACUUCCUGACGCUCUCGGUGGUGAUCAACGACCAGAUCUUCUGCGUGCACGGCGGACUCUCGCCCUCGAUCCACUCCAUCGACCAGAUCAAGAUCAUCGACCGGUUCCGCGAGAUCCCGCACGAGGGCCCCAUGGCCGACCUGGUGUGGUCGGACCCGGAUCCGGAGCGCGACGAGUUCUCGCUGUCGCCGCGCGGCGCGGGCUACACAUUUGGCGCGCGCGUUGUCAAGAAGUUCCUCGCGGUCAACGGCAUGAACCACAUCCUGCGCGCGCACCAGCUGUGCCAGGAGGGCUUCCUGGUGCUCUACGACGACCACCUGUCCACGGUCUGGAGCGCCCCGAAUUACUGCUACCGAUGUGGCAAUAUGGCCAGCGUGCUCGAGGUCAGCGAUACGGGCGAACGCAUGUUCAACGUGUUCGCCGCCGCCCCGGAGAACGAUCAGCAUAAAGAGAUACAACCCGGCGGCGAGAAGACGGCCGACGGGAACGCGCUACCGGAUUAUUUUCUGUAG
Anthostomella pinea is the source of this 963-nucleotide messenger RNA. The record is from the annotation of a GenBank genome assembly. NCBI's taxonomy places the organism in Eukaryota, Fungi, Ascomycota, Sordariomycetes, Xylariales, Xylariaceae.